Cheilinus undulatus (humphead wrasse) is the source of this 9425-nucleotide messenger RNA. RefSeq names its product ligand-dependent corepressor. Bases 28 to 7650 code for a protein of 2540 amino acids. Gene Ontology annotation, cellular component: nucleus. Gene Ontology annotation, biological process: regulation of transcription by RNA polymerase II. Gene Ontology annotation, molecular function: DNA binding. The transcript has 7 exons. Lineage: Eukaryota; Metazoa; Chordata; Actinopteri; Labriformes; Labridae. The record is from RefSeq and is a predicted model, not a curated record.
GUGCCCGCCAGACAAGAACGAUAGAAAAUGGCGAGUCAGUGUAAAAGGCAGCAAUGCACAAUCGACAGGCGCGGCUUUCGGCAGGAACUUGACUCGUGGAGGCAUAAACUCAUUCACUGUGUGGGUUUUGAGAGCAUUCUUGAAGGGCUGUUUGGUUCUGACGUGGUACAAGACCUCAAAUUAUUUAAAGACUUAGAGCCUACAACAGUGUCUGACUGGUCAUUUGAUGAAAAUUGUCUAUUCUGCUGUUUACGAAGAGAUAAAGUAAAGGAACACUUAAUUGGCCUAGGCCACGAAGGUCCUGAAGAUACACCCAAACCUCUUCAGGUUCGAGAUCAGACCACGAUCAGCAGACUAGAGAAACAAGCUGAAGAGUUUCUCCAUGCAGUCCUCAGCAGAAAAGAUGUGCCAAAUUUCUCAGACCCACAUAUUCCAGUAGUGGCACGAGAGAUCCUUCAGAGAAUGAUCAAACAGUUUGCUGCCGAAUAUACCUCAAAAACCAGCCCCUCUCAGGACAGUUGUUCAGAUUCUCAGCCUCUCUCUGACCAAAGCCUGCCAACCCCACCCCUGAUCUCAGGGGCUCCUCCGUCUACCAGCCCUGCUCCCACCUUGGCUGGACCUGCACACAACCAGAACCCCGUCCUCAGCAAGCUCCUCAUGGCUGACCAGGAUGCUCCUCUUGACCUUACUAUCAAGAAGCCCCAGGCUGUGCCUAGCGACCAAGAUGGAGUCCUUGACCUUUCAAUCAAGAAGAACCGCUAUAGUGGCGCCCUGCCUGUCAGAAGUCCCUGCCUCUCUCCAGCCACAUCCGUGAUCAAAGGUGAGUCUCCAGAGUUGCUUGUUUCAAAGGCAAAAGACCUGCAGUCCACCUCCACACUGGAACACUUUAUGGCCAAACUCUGUCGCCACCAUCAGAGACAGAUAGUAGAUGCCAUUGGGUUUUUACAGACGGAGGUCAAAGCACUUGCAUCUACCAAUUCGCAGCAUGACUCUAUCUCUACCUCUGGGAUCCAGGGAACAACUUGUUCCACUCCAAAAUCCAGUGCCGUCACUCCGGAGAAGUCGCUCAUAGAUUUAAGGUUUCCCAGUGAAUCCACCCCUAAAUCUGAAGUCCACGAUAUGUCCUAUUCUAUCCAAAGCACCUGUGCAACGAAAAAUGCUCCUGAGAAAAUGGGAUCGCCGAAAACAUCGGCUGCUGGUCCUGCUUUGGAUUUUUGCAGCUCAGGGUUGAAGACUAACCAGGCUUUGGUCACCGCCAAAGCUGAUCCAGCUGGCUCGGAAAACAAGCAUCAUGGUGAUCAUGCACCUCUUAGACUGAAAAUCAUGACAAGCAACGUUGCUGCUGGUAAGAGGUUGUCAUGUGUGCUGAACAGCUCUCUUUCAUCUCACUCUGACACUGACAGAGAGGGUAACUUGAAUUCAUCUAGCAGAACGGAGACUCACAGUGCUAGACUCAGCUCUUCCAUUAAAAGACACAAUCAGUCUAGUAGCACACAUCAGGCUAGGCAGAGAGAGACUCUUAGGCAUGCCAAAGAUUCACCUACAAAACUGUUUUCAGUGCAUGUGACCAUUCCUCCAGACUCUCCUCGGACUGCCAGGAAGACCAUCAAGCCAUCCUCUGAUCAUCAGGUCAGGGAAUCCGCUUAUAAGGGAAUGGUUGACCCUGAUCUUGGCCAUUGUGACAUUGUUUUUAUUGACAAACCUAUUACAGAGUGUUUUAAAAAGAGGCAUAGUGGCAUGGUCCCUCGUCGCAAUGCAAGAAAAAGCACCAGAGGACAUAUGUAUUCAGAUGAAAUCUGGGAGUUAAAGACAGUCCGUACAUUAGCUGGGAGAGGUAACUGUCCCAACCCUAUGCCAGAACUCAUCACACUGGUCACCCCAAAACAAGUCCUUUCAAAGCCUGAAGGCGUACCACCGGUGAAUAUGCCUUUUGCUGGAACAUGUACGGAGACUAUGAUUCAACAAAUGUCCACUGAACAAUCAGAUGAAAGUGUAAUACCAGGAACAGGAGACACUGUAGAGGUAGCAGCCAGUGAAGUAGAUAUUGUAGUUGAAACAAGUCAGACAGACCAGAGUCAGAACAAGGGCCAGUCUGUUCCUUCAUCACCGAAAAGCUUACCUACUGAGAGUAUAGAAAUCAACUGGAACACAGAUGUACAACAGCGUAUGUCUGCAGAUUCAGGCAUGACGACAGCAUGUGAAGAAAGUGCUUGUCAGACUCCAUCUGAAGCAGAAAAAGACAAAGAGCCUGAGCCAAGAGAGGAGGUUCAUGAAAAUACAGAGCAAAUGAUAACAGAGACAGUUGUAGAGUCCGUAGAGAGUACUACUGCUAAAGAAGCUGAGACCCAGCUUUCAUCAGAUGAACCGCUUACUAAUGAGCCUAUUCUUGAGCUGACUAGCACCCCAAAACCAGUGGAUCAAAUAGUGGAAGACAGAGAGACAGAGGAAAGUAAAAUUGAGAUGGUACAAGAUGAGCAACCUCAGGAAAUGCAGCCAGAAACCCAGACACACAAUGACAAUACUGAAGUUACAGAAAUGCCCAUAACCACAGAUUUAGCAGAGGAGCAGAUAACAAAAGAGCCUGAAAUAAAAGCUUCUGAAGCAGUUGACGGCAUUGUUCCUUUAGAGACAGAAGAUGGUAAUGACAAUGAUGAUAGCAGCUUUGAUGUGUCCACUAAGACACUUGAUGCACUCUUGAAGGAAUUACCCCCUUGGCGCAAGAAAAAAGGAUCUGUUGUUUCUCUGCCAAAACGACUGCAGCAAAAUGAAACAGUUGUAGUGGGUUAUGUCAAUGGAAGACCUGUAUCAUCCAGUGACAGAAGUUUGAGGCGUAGAUCAGGUAACAGCAUAUCACCCAAUCGAACACCAGUGAAACCUAAAAAUUCAAACAGCAACAAGAAUUCUGUUAACCCAACUGCUGAAGACAAAUGUUUGGUGAAAAAUCUACCUGAAACACCUGUUCAAUGUAUGGAGACUUCUCCUGUGACUGAGCAAGUGAAAGAACCAACAUCUACAACAGCUGAAUUUUUCUCAAAGACAAAACAAACCAAAAGUCAAAAGAAAAUUCAGAGUGACAAGGAUACUUUGCCUGUUCUUUCUGACCAGCUUGAUGUUCAGUCUCAGAGCACCAAGUCCAAGUGGCAGCUUAGAUCAGCAAUCCAGAUGCCAACUGAAUCUCAAGCAUCACCACCCACAUCAAAUGCUGACCCUUCAAUUUUAUCACCAAAACCUGCUGCUACCCAUGCUCCUUCGUCUACAGAGAACAUGCCCCUAUCUCCACUUCCUUCUCCACUUCCUGUUACUCCACAAGUCAGCUCAUCCCUCUCAGCAGCCACUGAACAGUCCCAAGAAAACACAGUCCAAGAGACAGCUGUAGAAUCGAACCCUGAAAGUGACCAAGUACAGACUGUUCCAGAGGAUAUACAAAAUAAUGAAGAAGACAGUUUGCAAUCUAAAAAGAAACCAAGGUCAGCAAAGGCUAUUGUAAACAACAGUAAAGAUGAGAAACAGCAACCAAGCAGUGUGGAAUCCAGUCCAUUAGAAAGUCAAAGUCCUACGGUGACUGAAGUGCUAUCAGAGAAACAAAAAUCAGGAAAGACUGUAGGAAAUAACAGUAAAAAUGAGAAACAGCAACAAAGCAGUGAGGAAUCCACUUCAUUAGAAAGUCCUGCAAAAACUGAAAUGCCAUCUCAGAAACUUAGGUCAGGAAAGGCUGUAGUAAAUGACAGUAAAAAUGAGAAACAGCAGCCAAGUGUUGAGGAAUCCAGGCAGUUAGAAAGUCCUGCAAAGAGUGAAACACCAUCUAAGAAACUAAGGUCAGGAAAGGCUGUUGUAGACAGCAAGGAUGAGAAACGGCAACUACAAGAUGAUGAUUCCAGUCCGUUAGAAAGUCCUGCACAGAGUGAAACACCAUCUAAGAAUCUAAGGUCAGCAAAGGCUGUUGUAGACAACAAGGAUGAGAAACGGCAACCAAGCAGUGAUGGUUCCAGUCCGUUAGAAAGUCCUGCACAGAGUGAAACACCAUCUAAAAAUCUAAGGUCAGCAAAGGCUGUUGUAGACAAGGGUGAGAAAAGGCAACCAGUAAUUGAAGAAUCCGGUCUAUUAGAAAGUCAAGGCCCUGCAAACAUUGAAUCUCCAUCUAAGAAACUAAGGUCGGCAAAGGUUGUAGUAGACAACAAGGAUGAGAAACAGCAGACAGUCAUUGAAGUAUCCAGCCCACUAGAAAGUCCUGCAAAGAGUAAAACACCAUCUAAGAAAUUAAGGUCAACAAAGGCUUGUGUAGACACCAAGGAUGAAAGACAGCAAACAGUCAUUGAAGAAUCCAGUCCAUUAGACAGUCCUGAAAAAAGUGAAGUGCCAUCUCAGAAACUAAGGUCAGCAAAGGCUGCGGUAGACGACAAGGAUGAGAAACAACAAUCAGGUGUUGAGGAAUCCAGUCCAUUAGAAAGUCCUGCAAAGAGUGAAACGCCAUCAAAGAAACUGAGGUCAGGAAAGGCUGUUGUAGACAACACGGAUGAGACACAGCAAUCAGUCCUUGAAGAGUCCAGUACAUUAGAAAAUCCUGCAAGGAGUGAAACACAAUUGAAGAGACUUAGGUCAACAAAGGCUGUUGUAGACAACACGAAUGCAGAACAGCAACCAGCCAUUGAAGAAUCCACUCCAUUUGAUCUUCCUGCAAAGAUUGAGAAGCCAUCUCUAAGACUAAGAUCAUUGAAGGUUGUAAUAGACAGCAAGCAUGAGAAACAGCAAACAGUCAUCGAAGAAUCCAGGCCGUUAGAAAGUCCUGCAAAGAUUGAUCAGCCAUCUCAGAGACUAAGGUCAACAAAGGCUGUAGUGGACAACAAGGAGCAGCAACCAAUCAGUGACAAAUCCUGUCAGUUAGAGAGUCCAAGUUCUGCCAAAAAUGAAAGGCCAUCUCCGAAACUAAGGUCAACAAAGGCUGUAGUAGACAACAAGGAUGAGAAACAGCAAUCCAGUUGUGAGGAAUCCAGUCCAUUAGAAAGUCCUGCAAAAAGUGAAACGCCAUCAAAGAAACUAAGGUCAGCAAAGGCUGUAGUGGACAACAAGGAUGAGAAUCGGCAACCAGGCAUUGAAGAAUCCAGUCCGUUAGAAAGUCCAAGUCCUGCAAAGAGUGAAAAGCCCUCUCAGAAACUAAGGUCAGCGAAGGCUGUUGUAGAAAACAAGGCUGAGAAACACCAACCAAGUGGUGAGGAAGACAGUCCAUUAGAAAGUACUGCACAGAGUGAAUCACCAUCUAAGAAACUAAGGUCAGGAAAGGCUGUUGUAGACGACAAGGAUGAGAGACAGCAAACAGUCACUGAAGAAUCCAGUCCAUUAGAAAGUCCAAGUCCUUCAAACACUGAACCUCCAUCUAAGAAAUUAAGGUCAGCAAAGAUUGUAAUAGACAACAAGGAUGAGGAGCCUGGCCUACCAGAAAGUCAAAGUCCUGCAAAGAGCGAAACUUCAUCUCAGAAACAAAGAUCAGGGGAGGCUGCAGUAGAUAACAGUAACAAUGGGGUAAAGAAACCAAGCAUUGAGGAGUCAAGUCCAUUGGAAAAUCAAAGUCCUUCAAAAGCUGAAACGCCCCAACAGAAACCAAGGUCAGUAAAAGCUCAAGUAGACAACAAGGAUGAGAAACAACAAUCAAGCAGUGAGGAAUCUAGUCCAUUAGAAGGUCAGAGUUCCACAAAGACUGAAAUGCCAUCAAAGUCUGUUCCAGUAAGGACUAAGCGUGUUUAUCGAACAGAAGUAGAGGCUUUGAAAUUGGAUCCAAUUAUACCAACUUUAGAAGACAGUUUUGCAAGUGGUGAUGACAGUAGUUCUUCAGACAAACCCUCAAGAAUGCCACUAAGAAGUGAAAGAAAUAAGAUUGGAAAGUCCCCCUCGUCUGUUACUCAGACACCAGUGGACAACAAGAAAUCAGCUCUGAGAUCACAAAGAUUGACUUCACCUCCUACCUGUACAGUUACUGUAGCUGGAAAACAAAGUGACAUAGCUUCUCCUGUCAGAAUAAUACCAGAAAAAAUAACUAAAGCUCUGGUGAAAUCACCCCCAGAAUCUGUUCAGCCACGAUUAUCGCAAAGCUCAGCCACCCCUGUCACUACAACAAGACUUGAGCCCAGAAAACAAACAAACAAAUUUAUGGAGACCCUGAAUGGGGAAGAAAACCAACACCUUAUUACAAAUCUGAACCUUAAGUAUGAUAAGAUGCAAAGAGGAUGGGUGCAAAUGGACAAAGAGGGUCAACCAGUGACAAAACACAAAAACAAAGCAGACAGACAGGCAGCAAUAUGGAGGAGUAAACGCAGGAUUAAAAAAACAAAGUCUUUGGAGCACCAGAAGUACUCACCAGUUCAAAUGCUCUUUAUGAAAGGUUUUAAUCUCACCAGUAUUUGUCGCUGGUUCCUCGAAUCAACAGAAACAAAGUCCCUUGUUAUCGUCAAGAAGGUGAAUACACGUCUUCCUUCAGAAACUCAGUUGUGCUUCCACAGCGCUUCUGGUGUUUCGGGAACCCCUCAGGGGGUAUUUCCAAGCCUGCAGGCAGAGCGCUUAAAGAAACAUCUUAAAAAGUUUGCAGUUGCCUCUCCUGUUAAGAGCAACCCCAAGAGUCAGAAGCUGAUUGCUAAAGCAUUGGAGCAGGAGGCAGGUGCUGUCAAAGGGAAAGAGAAAAAAGAACUUGUCAGUACAGCUCCAACUUUGAUGAAGUCACAGUCCUCUGCUGAAUCCGGUGCACAGGUCGGUGAGUCUCAGAAAUCCUCCGGUAAAACAAAGAAUCCAGCUAGUGCAAGAAUCUUGAGGAAAUACUCAAAUAUUAGAGAGAAGAUGCAGGUACAGCAAACCAAUGUUAGACUGAGCAAGACCUCAAAGACCUUAAAAACCAACAACUUGAAACAACUUGAGAGCACAAAGCCUGCCGCCAAGUCAGUUCUUAAACCAUCUGUAAAGGCACAGAAAUCACCCAUACCUGUCAGUAAGCGAACGAAAGAGUCUGCAGCUAAAAUAGAAAAAAAGAAAACAUCGGCUGACAAAAAACCCACUAAACAACCUGUUCAAGACAAGGCAGUCAAGGCCCAGAGCAAUGCAAAAGCUUCAAAAGAAACAAGCAAAAAGAAAUCGGUGAAGAGAAGUUCGCUACGCCUGGGAUCUCCUAAAACACCUGAACCCAACCCAGUGGAAAAAACAAAAAGCAAGGCUGAUAGCAAAAAACAAGCAGAAGCAGAGAAGGCAGCAGUUGAAAAACCCACUGUGAAUAAAAUGAAUGCUGCAAAAAUCCAAACUAACCAACCAUCACAAACCGUUGCAGAAAGAAAAGUUACUGAGAAUGCUGUUGACACCCCACAGCAGAGCUCGGCUUCAGCUUCAUCUGAUCAGGUACUAACAAGAUCGCAAAGAAAAUCUGAGACCGUGGUCCCUAGCACAAAUACUGCUCCAAAGAAGACCACUAAGUCAACGAAAAACGCAAACCCAUCGCCUAAAGCAGUCAGAAAAGCUGCUGAAUCCACGCCAACAAAAGGUGGGGCUUCGAGGUCUCCUACAAAGAGAGUCCGACCAGCCUCACUGCCACAUAGUUCAAACAAGGCAUCAAAUAAGAAAACGGAGCAGGAUUUAGGGUCCCCAGCUAAGCGUACAAGGACAUCACUUGCAAAAUAGAAAAGACCGGCAGGGAGAGAUUAUCUUUAUUUUGUUACUUUCUUUAAUCUGCAAUAUAUUCAGAAGGAACAGAGUAUCUAUUUUCUACUCUUGCAAUGUCUUUUGGGGAAAACUUUUUCAUUAGACAGAACUGUAAAGAAGGACCAGAAAGUGAUAUAUGUUUUUACAAACAUUCAUUGUGAAAAUGCAAACGUGACUGAGUAUUUGCAAGCAUUAGCUCACUGUUUUGGACGACCCAAGUCCCACGCUUUGUCCAGCAGGUGAAGUUGCUGUCUGGCUUUGUAUUUCAGCACUAAAUGACACAGCUGGAGAUAACAAUAGCCUAUCAAACCUAUUCUAAUUUAAAGUUGGGAAGACAAAAAUCACAGUUUGGUGCAGCUAUCAAGGUGACGAAUAAUUUCUUCAUCGCCUUGGUUUUGCUAUUUUGUAUGUAGUUAUUGUUUCAAUGUGUUGAACAGUUCAGAGAGCUUGCUAUGUGACGGAAGAACAGCUUUUGAAAACCUUUACUGACAGUAAGUAGGCAGCUUGUAUCUCCAGCCUGUCUUCCAAUCACAACAUUGUGAAUAUGUGACUGUUGUGACCAGGUGCCUUAUUUAUGAAGUGUAAAAAAUAGAAUGUGCAAAAUGUGAAAAACCAGUUCUUUAGUUAUAGCAGCUUUCUAUUCCUGACGAGGCAGUGGACAUUUGUGUUUCACAGAGUGCAGAUAUUUUCCGUUUCACCUGGUAUGUGCGUCAUGCUUCAUCUGUAGAUUAUGUUGCAGGCUUAUUCUCGCACCUAUUUUCAGAGCAUUAACAUUAAAAGGUUCUCAUGUAGUUGUUUUAGAUGUCAAAUAUGAAACAAACUGAUGUCCUCUGUGUGUACCAUGAUGCAAGGUUUCUUUUUAAUUUUUUGGGGUCAGUCAUCCUGAUUGUGUACCUUUGUCAUUUCUGCUUGUUGCAUCCAUUCUUCUCUCAGUAGAAACUUCACUUUGAGUUUUUUUUUUUUCUGCAUGUGUCAAGUGCUGUCAAUGUGGAGACAAUUUCUCUGACGUCUUUGUAGAAUUUUACCUUCCUAAAACUGAAACCCCAAACAUUAUUGAUGUCCAGUACUUUAAAAUUAUAAACCUAUUUAAAACUUUUAUGUACACCCAAACCAAAUCUGAAAAGAAAAAAACAAUUGGAGAUGACUUUGGAAUUUGGCACAUGUAUCACAAUAUUUCAAAGUAAAAAAGCCUGAAAAAUUGGUAUACACUGUUGGUUAAUAUAAAUGAAGAUUAUGGGCGCUUUAACAUUAAUGACUGGGUGAUAAAAUUGUCCCUGGUAAUUCUUUGAUAUGGUAAAUUUUUGAAUUAUCAUGUUUUGUUUUGUUUUUUUUUUCCCAGUAUAUUGCAAUUUUAUUAGAUUAUUUUUUUCUAUUGUCCCUGACUGUCUUGCAGAUGUGCUCAUAAUGUGAAGAUUCUUUCCUUUCACAGUUGUAUCAUGCAUUAGUGUGUUGUCAAAGGAAAACAAAUACAGUUUUAGCACAGUGUUUUUUAUUUUUAUGGUCAUUUAUCUUUAGAGGUUAAGAUGUCUGAAAAUGAAAAAAAACAUGUCUGUCAUGUUUUUAUUGUUAUUUAAGAACUUCAUGUAGGCUCAUGUAUCUAGCAAAUCUCAAACAGCCCACCAAAUACCAGACUUGAACAUGUUUAUUCUUUACAGUUGCUAUUUAAAUAUUUUGAUUUUGUAUAUUAGAAAGAAAUAACUGAUUUAUUUGUGGUAAUCCCAAGAAUGAUACAUCUUUAUGUUAAGAACUUUGUA